Micropterus dolomieu (smallmouth bass) is the source of this 1115-nucleotide messenger RNA. Its product is annotated as nitric oxide synthase interacting protein. The transcript is spliced from 10 exons. The record is from RefSeq and is a predicted model, not a curated record. Lineage: Eukaryota; Metazoa; Chordata; Actinopteri; Centrarchiformes; Centrarchidae. Gene Ontology annotation, molecular function: ubiquitin protein ligase activity. The coding region runs from base 371 to 1096 and encodes 241 amino acids. Gene Ontology annotation, cellular component: nucleus.
AAUGUAAACUCAGGGCAAAUCCACCCACUCCGACCUCAUGAAGAGGCAACUCUCUGACGUCUCACAACAAUGGCAACACCUGUGGAAGCGCAGAUCAACUGAAAGGCAACGUUGUAAAUUUCUGGUCGGAAAUUCCGAUAUCCAACUGCGAUUGGAGCGCAGAAUGAAACCAGAAGGUGGCGGUGGUGCAACAUGGAGGAUGACAGCAGCUGCCAUAAAACCCCAAAGAAGAAGAAGGCGGAAGCGGAAGCAGGAGAAGAGGCAGAGGUGUCGAUGUUUGGAGCUUGUUCUACAUAUUUCUUCUCCAGGUAACGUUCUACCCUCUAAACAGCACAGAUUAGCUGAUUAAACGGAAAAAAUCUGAAGUACAAUGACUCGCCAUGGAAAGAAUUGCACAGCCGGGGCUGUCUACACAUACCACGAGAAGAAGAAAGACACAGCGGCGUCUGGUUACGGGACACAGAGCAUUCGACUGGGCAAAGAUGCAAUCAAAGAUUUUGACUGCUGCUGCCUGUCCCUGCAGCCCUGCCGGGAUCCUGUGGUGACUCCAGAUGGAUACUUGUAUGAAAAACAGGCCAUUCUUGAAUACAUCCUCCACCAGAAGACAGAAAUUGCGAAAAGAAUGAAGGCGUAUGAGAAGCAGAAGCAAGCGCAGAAGAGCAACAGCCAGCUUGAGUCCAAGUCAGAGGAAAGAGAGAGGGUCGAGCGGUUUAAAACCAGGGAGAACAGCAUUGUGUCCAAACCCAUCAACCCAUUCACAUCUGCGCAGAGCAAAGGAAGCGAGAAGGCCAGUACAGACAGCAGCUCAGCAGAGUCCUCCAGCGCUGGUUCAGUUGCCAGUUCCAGCCAGAGCCUGCCCAGUUUCUGGAUUCCUUCUCUGACACCAGAGGCCAAGCCUACCCAGCUCAAGAAACCAAGCAAGGCUGUGUUGUGUCCCAUGUCAGGACGACCCAUUAAAAUGAAUGAGCUUAUCACAGUGCGCUUCACCCCGCUGGACUCGAGUCUGGACCGAGUGGCCCUGCUUACCCGCCAGGACAGGUAUGUGUGCGCCGUAACCAGAGACUCCUGGGCAACAGUGUCCCCUGCGCUGUUCUGAGACGCUCGGGUGCCGUAGC